Acaulospora colombiana is the source of this 1909-nucleotide messenger RNA. Lineage: Eukaryota; Fungi; Glomeromycota; Glomeromycetes; Diversisporales; Acaulosporaceae. The record is from the annotation of a GenBank genome assembly.
UGAAAAUGAUUUCGAAAAUAAAAAAGUUUUAAAGGGUACACGAGAGGGUGCCAAGAUAGUCGUUGAAGAGCCCGGGGAGGAUCGGUCAAUUCUCAGCUUUAAAAACGAUCCAAUAAAAUUGGGAGAGUUUGGAUCACUUGGUGAUAGUGAUCUCAUGGCUGAAAUACUGACCGCAGUUGCGGGACGCAAAAAUGAUGAGGUGGGACAAGAGAUCGCCGAAGUUGCUAAGAAACCUAAAAGGACCGUCUCUUUUAAAAAUCAACCUCCAAAAUUAAAGAAUCAGAGUAAAAAAAAGCCAGCACCACUUCCGUCGGAAAGUGAAAGUAGCGAAGAGGAAUCUCCGGUUGUUACAGGGAGUGAUGAAGGUAGUAGCGAUGAAGGCAGUAAUGAUGAAACAUCGAUAAAAAAUAGUCCUAUUAAGGCUAUGGUAAAAUCUGGUCGUGGAAAUAAAGAUGUCAAAAUGAAAUCUCUGCCUUUGAAUAGGGGCGACAGCGAAGAAGGUUCUGACAGUGAUGAUCAACAAAGAAUGGCAUCCCCGCCAUAUUCAACCAAGCAGACGUAUGGAAAUGAUUUAAAUAGACGACAACCACGAUCUGCUGUCGAAGAAGCAGCCCGUGGAAGGAAAGAGGGAAAAAAACCAAUUAAACAGCUGGAAAGUGAAGAUGAUGAAUCAACCGAGCAUUCCAUUAGUGAUAAAGAGGAGGCUAAAACGGAGUCGGAGGACGAGAGCGAAAAGAUACCUCUGAAUGCGGUCAGGAAGAAAUCUUUGAAUAAUAAUCAAAAUGAAUAUUCAGAGAAGGGUUCAACUGAUUUGAACGUAAAUCUCAGUGCAUUGACUAUCAAUCCAGCGGAGGACUCGGUCACGUUGACAGAAUCAAAGGAACAUCAAGUUGUCGCAAAAAAGGAAACCAAGACACAAGAGUCAACUACAUCCGAGGAAGAAACAUCAGAAGAUGACACAGUGAAUAGAACGCGCAAGGAGGAACCACUGGCAGUUUAUGUGGAAGAAGUGGGACAAAAUUCAAAUUAUCAGAGGACCAAUUUCAACACUCGUCCUAGGUCGGUCUCACCUAAUUAUAAUCAAGGACAACGAUGGAUUCCACCACCAGGCCCGGGGGGUCAUUAUAUGGAAAAUUCAGGAUACCCAAUAGACAAUCGAAGGAGUAUGAUGCAAGUACCAUAUCGCGGCGGAGAAUAUUAUGAUGAUGAUCGUUCUAGCGUAGCAAGUUUCGGUGGCCAUUCUAGAUCGGCUAUGGGCCUUGCACCCAUGACUGCAAAUCGAAGACGUAUUAGCGGAGGAAAUGCAGAUUAUGCACGUGAUCUUGUAUACUUGGAUGACGGGUAUUAUGAUGAUCGAGGAAGUCAUAAUCACAUUCGUCCCCAGGGUCUUUUUUCAUUGCCACAAUCUCAGCUUUCAGCUCGUGAGCAAGAACUAAUGGCCCGCGAAACAGGGGCACCGUUGAUCAAUCUGCCAGAAAAACAAAAGGAUCCACAAACAGGCUUGGUAGGUGCCAUUACAGCAAGGGAACAUCAAAGAAAGACCAUGGUGCAGGGCAUGCUACCUAGAAAUGCUGAAUUGGAACGUGAAAGAGCACUUGAGAGGGAAAGGGAUCGUAGAUUAGCGGAGCAAAGGCAACAAAUGAUGAUGGUUGAAAGAGAAAGGGAACCUAUGUAUCCACGACAGUCUUAUAUUCCACCCCCGAGUGGACAAAACCGAUUUUAUAACAAUCAACAAUUUUUGGACCCAGCAGUCGGGCAAAGGGGAUCAUAUUAUGAUCAAGGCUAUUAUGGUCCUGCAGAUGACGAGGACGAGGAUGAUGAUGUUCCCUUAGGUGUUGGUGGAUCCGUCUCUUCUUUGCAGCCUAGAUCACAGCAAGUGACCCGAGGUAGACGUAAAGACAUUGGUUAA